UCCCUCAUAUUUUAUCCAUAAGCAGUAAGCACAACUCUCCAAGCCUAGUUGUAAAAAACUGUUGGAUUUCAAUGGAUUCCGCAAUUCUCCAUUUUAAAUUUACCCACUCUGUCUCUCUCACCACUCUCUCUCUAUUAUUUCCUCGAGGAGAGAGGUUUUCCUCGGAAACCAAUCACUCCCCCAAGAGAGGACGAAAAGGAAAAUAAAUAAAAAAUGUCCGAAUCCGAUGAAGAGAACACCGCUACUCGCGCCUUCCCGGCGAAGUCAAAGGAGGCUGUGAACGUGCGAGAGGUGCUCAUGGACUUCGACCUCGACCUUGACAAUCCAUGGCCGAUGGAUCCGAUCGCCUUCAUCUCCAACAAUCCGAUGUCUCCUCUCGUCUUCUCAUCCGGCGACCUGCCCUGCUCUCCUCUCUGGGCCUUCUGCGACGCCGACAACGAAGAGAAGCUCGCCCGACACGUCAACUCCGCCAUCGCUGAUUCCUCUCGGUUGCUUUCUUCCUGUAAUUCUAAUACGGCAGCAGAAAGGCAAGCAGAGAACGAAGGUAACAAACCAGUUCCCUCCCCAUUUUUGGGAUUGUUACCAGUUGACAAUCCAGAUGGGUAUUAUUUACUAAAAGAGAGGAUGACUCAGGCACUUCGGUACUUGAAGGAGUCAACUGACCAGCAUGUUCUUGCUCAAAUUUGGGCACCGGUAAAAAGUGGGUGUCGGUAUGUACUCACAACUUCAGGGCAACCCUUUGUUCUUGAUCCUGAUAGUAAUGGACUCCAUCAGUAUAGGAUGGCAUCUGUGAUGUAUAUGUUUUCUGUGGAUGGGGCCAAUGGUGUACUUGGGCUACCUGGUCGUGUUUUCCGGCAAAAAUUGCCUGAAUGGACCCCGAAUGUUCAGUAUUACUCCAUCAGGGAGUACCCACGGCUGGAUCAUGCUCAGCAUUAUAAUGUGCGGGGAAGUUUGGCAUUGCCCGUGUUUGAACCUUCUGGACAGUCCUGCAUCGGUGUACUUGAGCUUAUAAUGACUUCUGAGAAGAUCAACUAUGCACCUGAGGUUGAUAAAGUCUGCAAAGCUCUCGAGGCAGUCAACUUGAGAAGUGCGGAGAUAUUAGAUCAUACAAGCCCACAGAUAUGUAAUGAAGGCCGCCAAAAUGCGUUGACUGAAAUUUUGGAGAUCCUGACAGCGGCCUGUGAAACUCACAAACUACCCAUGGCUCAGACCUGGGUUCCAUGCAUGCAUCGAAAUGUUUUGGCCUAUGGAGGUGGCCUGAAGAAAAGCUGUACUAGCAUUGAUGGGAGUUGCAUGGGACGAGUCUGCAUGUCCACAACUGAUGUGGCUUUCUACAUCGUAGAUGCUCAUAUGUGGGGUUUCCGAGAGGCAUGUCUUGAGCAUCACUUACAAAAGGGGCAAGGGGUUGCUGGGAGGGCGUUCUUGUCUCGUAACUCAUGCUUCUGCGGAGACAUCACUCAGUUUUGCAAAAAUGACUACCCGUUGGUGCACUAUGCGCGCAUGUUUGAAUUAACUAGCUGUUUUGCAAUCUGCUUGCAGAGCAGCCAUACUGGAAAUGACAAUUACGUUCUAGAAUUUUUUCUUCCCCCGACUAUCACAAACCCUUCUGAACAACAGGCUUUAUUGGGUUCCCUAUUCGCCACAAUGAAGAAGCAUUUCCAGAGUCUGAAAGUUGCUUCUGGAUAUGGACUUGAGGAGGAAGGGUUUGUGGAAGUCAUCAAAGUUUCUGAAAUGGAGGGACAUGUAUCAACAUUGGAACGGAUUCAGGUAGCCCAAUCUGCAGAGUCUCCACCUCGACCUAGUGCUUUAGCAAAUGGAGGAGAAAUGGCGCAACGAGAUUUGUCAAAACAGCAAUUGACUGCAGACUCUAGUGCGGCAAAUGGUGUACAUGAUGCUGUUCUUGAUGGUGGAAACAUGAAUCAAGUACCAAAUCCGGAGAAUAGAGACACAAAGAAGCCAUCAGAGAGAAAGCGUGGGAAAACUGAGAAAUCAAUUAGUCUGGAGGUUCUUCAACAAUACUUUGCGGGGAGCCUUAAAGAUGCUGCAAAAAGUCUUGGUGUUUGCCCUACUACAAUGAAACGCAUUUGUAGGCAGCAUGGAAUCUCCCGCUGGCCGUCUCGCAAAAUCAACAAGGUUAAUCGUUCGCUUACUAAGCUAAAACGUGUAAUUGAAUCAGUCCAAGGUGCUGAAGGGGCAUUUGGGUUAACUCCUCUUGCUACAAGUCCACUUCCUGUCCCCGUUACUUCUGUUUCUCGGCCUUCUAUCUCAAACGGGACUAAUCAGCAUAAUUCACCGAAUCAUCAAACCUGUGACCCCCCUAUGGAAAGGAAAGAAUCACCAUCCACUUCUUCACCAAGAAGAGAGGGACAAGUUGGAAUGGAAGAUCAAUGGCAGCGAGUGGGGAUAUUAGGUCAGAAAGAACUCAUCCAUGAAAACGGGGGAUAUUUUUUCCCCGAAGUUAAUAAUAAUAAAGGCUCAAACCAGUCGAAAUCAGCCAGUGGUUCAAGGGAAGCGAGUGUUGGGACACCCACUUCGCAUGGUUCAUGCCAAGGUAGUCCUGCAAAUGGAACUGUAAUGGCAAAGGAUCCGUUCAUUUCUUCCAUUCAUGAACAAUGUGUUAAAGUAGAUGGCUCUCCUGAGUCAGCUCUACAACCUACGGGUGAACUACAGUUUCCAGUUGCACAAUCGAUACCAGAUGCUCUUGUGGCAGUUGAAUCUGAAGAACUGUUUAGAGGAAUGCUAAUUGAGGAUGCUGGGAGUUCAAAAGAUUUGAGAAACUUGUGUCCUGCAGCUGCAGAUGCGAUUUUGGACGAACCAGUUCCAGACCAAUAUUGUUGGAUAAACCCCCCGUGCUCUGAAUUAGCUCCCAAGCAGACGACGGGCAUUAUUGCUCAAACUACGCCGAAUGUUAAAGUUGGGCAAGAGAUGAGAAGUGUGACUAUUAAGGCUACAUAUAGAGAAGAUAUUAUAAGGUUUAGAAUACCCACAAGUUCUAGCAUUGUGGAGCUGAAAGACGAAGUGGCAAAGAGAUUGAAAUUGGAGGUAGGUACUUUUGAUAUCAAAUAUAUGGACGAUGACCAAGAGUGGGUUCUGAUAGCCUGUGAUGCUGACCUUCAAGAGUGCAUGGAUAUUUGCAGAUCAUCAGGGUGCAAUAUGAUAAGACUCUUAAUUCAUGACAUAAUGCCUAAUCUUGGCAGCUCCUGUGAGAGCACUGAUGAGUGAACAUUAGCUUGUAAAUAUUAUAGUCAUAUCUUAUUUAACUUUUUUUUUUUUUUUUUUUUUUUUGGUAGGAUGCUGGGAAGAUGUAAGUGACUUAACUGUAUAUUUUGGUAUCUAGGUCUUGCUUGAGCUAGGAAUUUUUUGAGUGAAAUUGUAGAAAUCCCAGUGGUCUGUAAUUGCCCACUUUUUUGUGUAACUGUCUUAUAUUACAUGGAAAAGGAAUAAUUUCGUUGUAAU
Morus notabilis is the source of this 3456-nucleotide messenger RNA. RefSeq names its product protein NLP6. The record is from RefSeq and is a predicted model, not a curated record. The transcript has 5 exons. NCBI's taxonomy places the organism in Eukaryota, Viridiplantae, Streptophyta, Magnoliopsida, Rosales, Moraceae. Gene Ontology annotation, molecular function: protein binding; DNA-binding transcription factor activity. The coding region runs from base 214 to 3222 and encodes 1002 amino acids.